AUAACGCAGAUGACACACGGACAUGGCUAUGCACGGGACUUAAGCACAGCCUUCAAAAUAAGCAUUAUAUAAGAGCAGUCACACACAUCACAUCGGCGAUCAGAAGAAACGGCAGUUGUGUGGAAAAACUUUGCUUUCUCGUGAACUGCGCGCGGCCCCGCUAUGAGUUCGCGUACUAAUAUUUCUUGUUUACAAGAAGCCAAACGGGUGGCUAUCUUCGGUGGCACGCAUGGAAACGAGAUGUCUGGCAUCGUGCUGGCAAAUAUGUGGAUACAGAAUGCAACGGAGAUCGAACGAAAAGGAUUGGUGUGCAAGCCGUUCAUAACCAACCCGAGAGCGGUGGAGAAAUGCACCAGGUACAUCGACACGGAUCUGAACCGAGCCUUCACGCCGGAGAAUCUCAGUGCUUCAGAAUUGGAAGCGCUGCCAUAUGAAGUCCAGAGAGCCAAGGAAAUCAAUCAGAUGUUCGGACCCAAAGGAGGCUCGGAUGCGUAUGAUGUCAUCUUCGACCUUCACAACACCACCUCAAACAUGGGCUCCACCCUCAUACUGGAGAGCUCAACAGACCUCUUCAACCUUCAGAUGGUGCAUUAUAUCAAAAAAGCUAUGGCCCCUCACACCUGCUCAGUUCUGCUCAAUGAACAUCCACAGCUGAAAUAUUCAACAACACGCUCGGUGGCCAAACACCCUGUCGGUCUUGAGGUGGGCCCACAACCACAGGGGGUUUUGAGGAGCAAUGUGUUUGAGUCUAUGAGGACGAUACUAAAGCAUGCGCUGGACUUCAUCGAGCUCUUUAAUAAUGGUGUAGAGUUUCCUCCAUGCACAGUAAAUGUUUUCAGAGUCCAGGAGAGAAUGGACUAUCCAAGAGACACCAAUGGAAACAUCACAGCCAUGGUGCAUCCGCAUCUACAGGACUGCGACUGGGAGCCUCUGAACCGGGGUGACCCAAUGUUCCUUACUUUCGAUGGGAGAACAAUUCUUUAUGAAGGUGCCAACACAGUGUACCCUACGUUUAUUAAUGAAGCGGCCUAUUAUGAGAAGCAGCAGGCAUUCGUGACCACUUGUAGGGAAAUACUAGCUGCCAAUGCUAUCAGAAAAGCUUUCAAGUAAUCUGUUCUCUUAUUAAAAAGAAUCACUAUGACGGGGUGAUAACACAGAUAGCGUGCUUCAUCUAAACAACAUUUUGCUAAUUCUUGAAAAUGACAAUAGAGUUUUAUUUGUUGUUAUGCCACAGAAUUAUUUAAGAGAACCUUAAAAAAA
This is a messenger RNA of Danio rerio (zebrafish), 1260 nucleotides long. It is a transcript of the gene aspa, whose product is annotated as aspartoacylase. Gene Ontology annotation, cellular component: cytoplasm; nucleus. Gene Ontology annotation, molecular function: hydrolase activity, acting on carbon-nitrogen (but not peptide) bonds, in linear amides; aspartoacylase activity; hydrolase activity, acting on ester bonds. The record is from RefSeq and is marked provisional. NCBI's taxonomy places the organism in Eukaryota, Metazoa, Chordata, Actinopteri, Cypriniformes, Danionidae.